AUGGACAUAGAUGCCAAAAGAGAGAAGAUCACACAGGAGAUUGAGGAACUGGAAAGGAUUCUGGAGCCCGGCUCAACAGGCAUCCAUGAAGAGUUCUCAGAAUCGAGUCUUGAUUCAGAUUCUGAAGCAGAUUCACUGCCUGCGGAGGACUUGGAGGCUGCUGGUGCCCUGAUCUCGGAGGAAGAGAGGUGGGGCGAGGCCAGCAAUGACGAGGAUGAUCCCAAGGACAGAGCACUCCCUGAGGACCCAGAGACCUGCCUGCAGCUGAACAUGGUCUACCAGGAGGUCCUCCAGGAGAGGCUGGCGGAGGUGGGCCUACUGCUGGCCCAAAACCGGGAGCAGCAGGAGGAAAUCACAUGGGACCUGGCGGGGUCCAAAGGCCCCAAGGUGAAGGAGAGCAAGAACCUGCCCCCUAACAUGUACAUAGGGCACUUCAUGAGGCCCUACUUCAAGGACAAGGUCACUGGAGUGGGACCUCCUGCCAACGAGGAUGCACGAGAGAAGGCCACCCAGGGCAUCAAAGGCUUCGAGGAGCUCCUUGUGACCAAGUGGAAAAGCUGGGAGAAGGCCUUGCUCAGGAAGUCUGUGGUGAGCGCCCGCCUACAGCGCUUGCUCCAGCCCAAGUUACUGAAGCUGGAGUACUUGCAGCAGAAGCAGAGCAGGGUCUCCAGUGAGCCAGAGAGGCAGGUUCUAGAGAAGCAGAUCAGGGAGGCCGAGAAGGAGGUCCAGGACAUCAGCCAGCUCCCAGAGGAGGCCUUGCUGGGAAACAGACUGGACAGCCAUGACUGGGAGAAGAUCUCCAAUGUGAACUUUGAAGGUGGCCGCCGUGCGGAGGACAUCCGGAAAUUCUGGCAGAACUCAGAGCACCCAAGCAUCAACAAGCAGGCCUGGAGUGAGGAGGAGGUGGCACGGCUGCAGGCCAUUGCAGCCACGCAUGGCCACCUGGAGUGGCAGAAGGUCGCAGAGGAGCUGGGGACUAGCCGCAGUGCCUUCCAGUGCCUACAGAAGUUCCAGCAGCACAACAAAGCCCUGAAGCGCAAAGAGUGGACGGAAGAGGAGGACCACAUGCUUACGCAGCUGGUGCAGGAGAUGCGCGUUGGGAGCCACAUUCCCUACCGCAAAAUUGUCUACUACAUGGAAGGGAGAGACUCCAUGCAGCUGAUCUAUCGCUGGACCAAGAGCUUGGAUCCUAGCCUGAAAAAGGGGCUCUGGGCUCCAGAGGAAGAUGCUAAGUUGCUUCAAGCCGUUGCCAAGUAUGGGGAGCAGUAUUGGUUUAAGAUCCGAGAAGAGGUGCCAGGUAGGAGUGAUGCCCAGUGCCGAGAUCGCUAUCUCAGAAGAUUGCAUUUCAGCUUGAAAAAGGGACGGUGGGAUUUAAAAGAAGAGGAACAGUUAACUGAACUAAUAAGAAAAUACGGUGCUGGUCACUGGGCAAAAAUAGCCUCGGAACUGCCCCAUCGAUCGGGCUCCCAGUGUCUGAGCAAGUGGAGAAUCAUGGCUGGGAAGAAGCAGAGUCUCCGGAGGAGACGGCGAAGACCCCGUCACAGCGUCCAGUGGAGCUCCAGCUCUAGCAGCAGCAGCAGUAGGGACAGCAGCGGGGACAGUAGCCGGGGUGGCAGUGGCAGCAGCAGCAGUGAUGAGGUGGAGCAGGAGCCGGCUUGGGAGGGCAGCACAGCGCUGCUAUCCCCACAGUAUAUGGUGCCGGACAUCGAUCUAUGGAUUCCUGCCAGGCAGAGUGCCAGCCAGCCACGGCGAGGAGGCACCAAGGCCUGGCUGGGAUGUCCUGCUGCCUCCCCCAGCCCUCCCGAGGGGGCCAGUGCCACUCAAGAGGGUGGCAAGGAAACUUCUACCCCAAACUUGGCUCCUAGGGAGAUUGCGAGCCAGGCACAAGCCCCCUCCGGGACCCACAGCGCCAUGCCAAAAGGUAUCCAGGACUCAUGCUUGGCGGACAUUCCUCCAGCGAGUUCCAAGGAGCCUGCCUUCCAGGAUGGGAAGCAUUCUCUGAAGGUGCCGCUGGAGACAGUGCUGAGGGUGCUGAGAACCAACACGGCCAUGCAGAGGCGCACGCUGAAGGAGAAACUGAAGAAGCUGCCCCUGCACAGCUCAUCCCUGGGGGCCAUUCCCAGUGAUAACGUGGCCCAGGCUCACGUGCGGCGGCUGUGGCAUGGCACCUUCCAGAAUGGGCAGCAGCACUGGAGACGUGCUCUGCAACGGAGGCUCCUUGACCGCAGGCUUCUGCUGGCCGUGACCCCCUGGGUGGGUGAUAUCACCCUGCCCUGCACGCAGGCUCCCCAGAGGCCCACCGCAAUGCAGACCCGAGCCGAUGGCCUCAGGGAGCAGUUGCAGCACACCCACCUGGCCAGCACUCCAGUGUUCACCCUGUUCAUCCAGCUGUUCCAGAUUGAUGCUGCUGGUUGCAUGGAGGUCGUCCGAGAGAGGAAGGCCCAGCUGCCUGGGCUGCUCCAGGCCGGGGCCCGGGACUCAGCCCUGCACCUUCUGCAGGCACCCUCAGGUGUCCAGAGCACCCCAGGCUGCCUCUCCCCUGAUGUGCCAGCUCGAGAAGCUACCAAGAGUACCCGCCAGAGAGGGAGCAGAGGGCUGGAGGCCAGCCGCACACACACCCCACCCCAGGCACUCCCACCAGCUCCACAUGGCCCCCGACCCAAACCCAAGACCGUGUCAGAACUGCUUCGAGAAAAACGUCUUCGAGAGGCUUGUGCCAGGAAGGCUGCCCAGGGCCCCACACUGCUGCCACCCCAGCUGCUGGUCUCCUCACCUGUGAUCCUCCCGCCGGCCCCCCAUGGGUCCUCAGCCCCAAGGCCUGCCAUCUCAGACACAGUGUGCUCCAGGUCCGGGGCCUCUGCAGCAGGUGGUUCCAGCACUGCUGGCUCCUGGCAAGAGCGUGGGACUUCAGCCCAGGAUGAGCGGCCCUCCACACAGCAGGCCUUGGCCCUCGUUCCUGCCUCCAUGGGGACUCAGGGCACAGCCCCUGAUGCCUCCAGAACCCCUGCCCUGAGCCCCAGCCAGGGCCCUGUGAGCUGCCCCUUGCGUGGUCCUGGACAGUCUCAGGCUCCGGCCACGGCCCGGAAGCAGGGCCUGCCUGAGGCGCUGCCCUUUCUCCCUGCAACCCCGAGCCCCACGCCACUGCCUGCUCGGCCCCUCAGCCUGACACACGGGAGCGGGCCACACGUGGCAGCCAGCGUCCCCCUGCCUGUCACCUGGGUGCUCACAGCCCAGGGGUUGCUCCCCGUGCCAACUAUGGUCGGCCUUCCCAGGCCAGCAGGGACCCCUGAGCCCACAGCACUACUGCUAACCCCAGUACUUCCCCCAGCAGACACUCGGGCAGCCAAGGGCCCCCAACAGAUCCUAGCCAGUACAGACGCGGGGCCAAACCCUUUCUCCAGGACAGACCCCUCAGCCUCACCCACACACUCCCCGUCCCAGAAUCCUGCAGAAGUGGAUUGUGAGGUGGCCUUUGUCCCUGGAGAGGCCCAGGGGGCCGGGGAGAGAUCCGGGCCCAGGACAUGCCACUCAGCUGAACACCCUGCGGCAUCUGAAAAGGGGGCCCUGGCCCUGGGCCUGCUCUCCCUGGAGAGUGAAGCAGCCACACGGGAGUGGCUGCGGGGACGGCAGGGGGUGUGUGUGCCCCCCCUGGGGAACAGGCUGCCCUACCAGCCCCCUUCCCUGUGCAGCCUGCGUGCACUCUCUGGCCUCCUGCUCCAUAAGAAGACUCUGGAGUGCAAGGCCGCCUCCCUGAGGGCUGAUGGGGUGGCCGGGGGCGAAGCCGAGCCCCAAGCAGGAUCCCUGCAGGCCUCACUUGCGCUGGCACGGUGGCAGCUGCGGGACAGCCCAGCCUACCUCCUGCUGAAGGCACGGUUUCUGGCAGCCUUCACCCUCCCUGCGCUCCUGGCCACCCUCCCUCCCCAUGGUGUCCCCACCACCCUUUCGGCAGCCACAAGGGUGGGCUCCGAGAGUGAGGGUGAAGACGAAGACCUCGCGGGCGAGCCAGGGCUUGCAGAUGGGGACGCGCAGCUGGGCUGCACAGUGGCCACAAGCCCCGUCCAGAGAGCCCUGGAUCCUGGCGAGGGCUCUGCUCCUUUCUGUUGGGGUGCUUCUGAGGAUCUUGACGCUGAUGACCUUGACGUGCUCAGAACCCGGCGCACCCGGCACAUCCGGAAGCGGAGACGGCUGGUGUGAACAGCAGGAUGGACUCCCCAGCCCAGACCCCACAGCUCCUGGCAAGAAGUGGGGCCCAUGCAUGGCCCACCCUGCAGGAGAGCGCACUCAGAAGGCAGAGAGCUGCUGGCCCGUGCCCAGCUUGUUCACAGUGGGCAAGAGAGGCCUGUAGACACCGCAUGGCACGGGGGCUCAGCUGGUCCCCAUGAGCAAAUCUGAAUAUCUGAGGGAAUAAAGUUCUAUUUUUUUACUGUAAA
Messenger RNA from Carlito syrichta (Philippine tarsier), 4430 nucleotides. RefSeq names its product small nuclear RNA activating complex polypeptide 4 (gene SNAPC4). The transcript is spliced from 24 exons. Bases 1 to 4194 code for a protein of 1397 amino acids. The record is from RefSeq and is a predicted model, not a curated record. Lineage: Eukaryota; Metazoa; Chordata; Mammalia; Primates; Tarsiidae.